This is a messenger RNA of Prorocentrum cordatum, 549 nucleotides long. NCBI's taxonomy places the organism in Eukaryota, Dinophyceae, Prorocentrales, Prorocentraceae. The record is from the annotation of a GenBank genome assembly.
AUGCGGGUCGUGACCGGCUCCCGCGGCGCGCUCGAGGCGAUGGGCGCUGCCGGCGGCAAGGGCACCGCGGCCAAGGCACUGUGCUCCGUCUGGCGCGCGGGCCGUGCUGGCUCGGGCACCGACCACAACUGCGUCAUGUUCAACGUGCCCGACGCCCUCACGAGCGAGACCCUCGGCUCGGGAUCCUCCUCGAAGCACUGGUACUGCCUGGGCCUCAAGGCCUGGGGCGCGCCAGUGAGCACCGUGGACGGCUCGAUCUCGGCCCACCCGGACACGGGGCGCACGCUUGUGGGCGAGCGGCUGCACGGCGCGUCCGCGGCAGCGGCGCUCUGCCAGGAGGCCCACGACGCGCUCAUGCCGGGCGUGCCGCUGGCCGGCUGGGACGUGGCGUUCUGCCCGCCGCGACUCGGGGUCGGCGCGGCGGACCUGGUGCUUCUGGAGGCCAACCUCUCGUGCAACUUCUUCCGGGGCAAGAUCGCAUGGGAGGAGUACGGGGCGCUCGUCGACGAGCACUUCGCCGCCAUCGACGCCUGGAGGCGGCGGGGCUGA